Molecule: messenger RNA, 1689 nt
Organism: Formica exsecta
Lineage: Eukaryota; Metazoa; Arthropoda; Insecta; Hymenoptera; Formicidae
Gene: agt
Product: methylated-DNA--protein-cysteine methyltransferase
Exons: 2
Coding region: 75-632 (185 amino acids)
Biological process (GO): DNA repair
Molecular function (GO): methylated-DNA-[protein]-cysteine S-methyltransferase activity
Source: RefSeq, a predicted model, not a curated record
AAAUAAACGAUUGAUGCAGUUCAGAACUGUUCAAGAUAAAUCUAACAUUAUUUGUCAAGUAUUGUUUCAUAAUCAUGGUUUUAUUUCGAAGUAUAACGAUAGACGAAUACAAGAACGAAUAUACGACGUUCCAACAGUUGUAUGCAUUCCACCAAACACCUUUCGGGAAAUGUCUCAUCGCUAUAACUGACACCGAUAAAGAUGUAACUUAUUUAGGGUUCGUCGACGAGGACGAGAGCAAAGCUCUGGAAAUUCUAAAGCAGAAAUGGCCAAAGACUAAAACAUUAAAAGAUACUGAAAACAAAACAAAGACUGUUAUUGACAAAAUUUUUCAUCCUGACACAUCUCACCUGCAUUCUAUUCGUGUCCUAAUGAAAGGUACAGAGUUUCAAAUUAAGGUGUGGAGAUCUUUGAUAAAUAUCCCUAAGGAAACGAUCACUACAUAUGAAAAGAUCGCGCAGACGAUUGAUAAUCCUAAAGCCGCAAUAGCAGUGGGAACUGCAAUUUCUAAGAAUUAUAUUGCAUACAUUGUACCAUGUCAUCGUGUGAAAGGAAAGAAUGGCAGCAAUAAAUAUGCUUGGGGAGUAGAAAGAAAGGAAGCCAUCCUAGAAUAUGAAAGCCAACAUAUAUAAUAGUGCUACCGUAUGAACAGAAGGAAUGGCAGCAGUAAAUAUGGCUAGGGAGUAGAGUGGAAGGAAACUGUCUUGGAACAUGAAAACAAACACAUAUGUAGCAUAAAAUAUUACAAAUAUUUAAUUAUUUUCUACUCAUAUAUACAUAUAUAUAAUACAUAUUUUUGCAUUUAUUUGUAUUCAUCUAAAGCUUUUUAUUUUUAUUUUGUAGUUACCCUUAUAUUCAAUGUAUGUUUAACUGUAGAUAGUUCGUACAAUUCAUAUACAUACGAUUUUUUUUAUUCUCUCUGCUAUCAAAUAUCUUAAAAAAGAAUGUGAAUAAUACAUAAUCAAUUAAAAACAUAUUACAUAAGUUCUUUUUUUUUUAUCUUAGACAUGUAAUAUAAAUCGCACACAUAUAUUGGCGAUAAAGAUUAAUUUUUCUAACAUACAAUGGAUCAUGUAAAAGUACAAAAUUCCUUUCGUUAGUAUAAUAAAAUACAGUGAACACACAUGCAUAUCCUAUAAAGAUCCCUCUUUUGGUACCAAAUAUUUCUUAAAGAUAUCAAUUAUUGUCAGAUAUAUUUAUAGUACAUUUUUUUGUAUAUGUCGGCCAGUUAUAUAAUUCUGCUAAAUACUUAUACAUAAUUGUAAAUGUAAAUAUAAAUAGAAACCGAGUUUUUCAUUAUGCAAGUCACAUACUUCAAUGAAAAAUUAUAUUUCUGUACCUUAAUAGUUUCUGAUGAUUCUUUGAGUUAUAUUUCGCGGAAACAGUAAUAUGUAUCUAUUGCGAUUUAUUUUUAAAUCUUAUUUUAAGUAAUUUUUAUUCUGUAACACAUCUCACAUUUUAUUAUUGCUUGCUUCUCUCAUUUAUACAACUGUACAUCCUUCAUAAUAAUUACAAAGAGUAAACUAUUUUUGUUAUUAUUUAUAUUAAAUACAAGUUACAUACCCAAGAAACGCACUUAUAAAAACGUGAAACUGAAUUGUCGGUGACAUAAAGUUUAUAUUACUAGUUAUAAUUUUCUGUACAAUUUUGUAAUUAGGCAAAAGUAAUAAAUGUAUAUUUUUCGUAAAA